UUCCUCUAUUUCUUUUGACAACAGGAAACUUGACUCUAUAUCAGAGAUGACCACCCCAGAGGACAUGCGGGCUCAUGUCAUGGAGACGUUGACGUUUCUGAACUCUCAGCUCCCUCCAGGAAGCCACGUGGUCCUCUACGGCCUGGCAGAUGGACGCUUUCUCUGGGAUCAUCUGCAUGACCGAUACCAUCCCCUGGGCCAGCUCAACAAAGAUGUCACCUACGGGCAGCUCUACGCCUUCCUCAGCUGCCUCCAGGUGAGCCCUUGCCAAGGCUGGAUGUCCUCCAAUGAGACUCUCCGGACUCUCACCUCUGAAAGAGCCAUAGAACUUUCCAACGUUCUGGAAAAAAUUGCAGCCAGUGAGAAAUUUGCCAACCUGAGUCUCCUCUACCUGGAUUAUCCUUUAAAAGAAAUGUCCGCAGAAUGGGAGAAGAGGGGCGGCGAGACCUGGCAGCUGAUCGAGCCUGUCGAUGGCUUCCAUCCCAAUGAGGUAGCUUCCCAGCUGACUGCAAAGAUCUUCUGGGAGAAAGUCCUCCGGCAAUGGCCCCACGUCCUUGGAAAGGAGAAUCCAUUCAACAAUCAGAUUGAGCACCUGUUUGGCGACCAAGGAGGUCACUGAGUGCCGGGAGCACCUCAGAGUGGAUUUUCUCAUAAAAACCAAGAAAUUCAGAA
Molecule: messenger RNA, 672 nt
Organism: Monodelphis domestica (gray short-tailed opossum)
Lineage: Eukaryota; Metazoa; Chordata; Mammalia; Didelphimorphia; Didelphidae
Product: acyloxyacyl hydrolase-like
Biological process (GO): lipopolysaccharide catabolic process; negative regulation of inflammatory response
Molecular function (GO): calcium ion binding; acyloxyacyl hydrolase activity
Source: RefSeq, a predicted model, not a curated record